Molecule: messenger RNA, 491 nt
Organism: Closterium sp. Naga37s-1
Lineage: Eukaryota; Viridiplantae; Streptophyta; Zygnematophyceae; Desmidiales; Closteriaceae
Source: the annotation of a GenBank genome assembly
AAGGUCCUCUGGAAGGUGGGAGGAAGAAACGUCAGCGCACAGUUCCAGUCGCUGAUGGAGCAGCUGGUGGGGACGGUGGUCCAGGGAACUCUCUAGGGCUGAGCUCAUCUGGUGCUGGCCUCAAUGAUGGCGCUUCUGCGGCGUUGGCAGUUGCCCUGACGCGGGUUGUGGUGGGGGAACAGGUUGCAGCACGUGUGUCUGCCACGGAAGAUGGCAAGGAUGAGUGGAUUGUUGUAAAGGUCCUGCGCAUUGACCGGGAGGCGAACAGAUUCGACGUGAUCGAUGAGGAGCCAGGAGAGGAGGAUGAGGGUGGGCAGAGAAAGUAUCGUCUCUCAGGCUCCUGCAUCAUCCCCUUCCACAAGCGCAAUGAGUGGAUGUCAGCCUCCGAUUUCCCUCCUGGCUCCAGGGUGCUGGCGGUGUUCCCCAGCACCACUGCACUUUAUCAAGCAACAGUGGUUGGUCAACCACGCAAGCUACUCAUUGGAGUUUGA